GGAUCGCAUUCAGAUCAUCAGUUCUUCGCGGCAAGAAACAACAUCGCGAAGAAAGUUUUUUCUUUAUAUAUAGUGUGAUAGUGAAUCAAAAUUUCGGGAAAAUUCAUAGGAAAAAUAGUGUUUGGGAAAGUAAAAUCAAUAUAAAUGGACUGGUGAAGGAAUUAAACGACACGAACCUCUUUCCCUUCCAAAAAAAGGGUAACGACUGGUUCAUAAAGUCGUCAUUUUUUUUCCUUUCUAUGUCCCUUUUGUUUGUCCUUAAAUUAAAUAUUUAUUAAUUUAUUUAAAAAAUCCCCAUUAUUUUUUUUUGUCAUUCCCAAAUUCCUUUUGAGAAAAGGAAGAAAAAGUUUGUUGUCGUAGAAGAAGGAAAGAAUCAAGGAAUUCGAGAUGUUGUAUCAACAGUUGUCCGCUUAUGAAUCGGACAGUGUAUAUGGAGUGGAGCCUCUUGAGCGAAGUGAUACGCAAAGUCUUCAUCUACAAACGCAGGAGAAUCUUCAAAUUUCACAUCGUGAACGUGAUCCAUUGGCACAAGGUGGAGAAUUGCAAAUUCCAAAAAAAGAACGUACUGUCGAUCAAAUAAAAUUGCCAGCACCACGCGAACGAGGGGACACAUUGGCACUUUUUCAAUCGACAAUUGAACGGGAAAAAAUGCACGUACCACAUCCAAAUCGUGAUCGUGAGCAAUUACAAUUUCAGCAGAGGGAACGUGAACGUGAACAGCUUCAUCGGGAGAAAAUACAUCAUCAGACGCGUGAACGCGAUAAUAUUCACCAAGUGCAAUCAAUCAAUAAUUUUUUGCUCGAUCUACCAACAUCUUCUUCGUCAACUCAUUCGAGUCACGAUAAUUCUUGUUCGUUGUCAAAGAACUCGAGUUUGGACGAUAUGUCGAUUUCGGAUCUGUUUAACUUGGGAUUACCACGAGGAUCGUUAAUGAGUGGACAAUCAAAUUGUAGCUCAUCUGGAUAUCGCCAUCAACAUUAUGGACAAAAUUUUAAUCAGUCACCAUCCGGAUCUUAUCAGCCAGGGGAGGAGAGUCGUGGACACGGAAGUAAUUUGACAGUUGGUCAAGAAGUGUUGAAUUCACCAACUUCGGCGUCAACACCGGGAAGUCCCAGUACACCAGGAAGUCUCUACUCAAAUCCACAUUCUUUUCAUCCACCCGCGGUUAGCAGCACCUACAAUACUCCUCUAUCGUCAAAUCGUUCACAACACCAAUAUUUGGGCUCUCCACCGUCUCCAAUUAAUUCUUCUUUCUACGGAAGACCAAUUCGCGGCUCUCCAUCGUACAGCGAUUGCAGCAGUCCAACAUUGGAUUAUCCAUACGUGGUUGGUUGCAAUGGAUCUCGAUCGAAUUCACCAGCUGAUUCUGAGACGAGCGGGGUCAGUAGCAUGGACGGUUCACUUUCCGAUAUUAUGACUUGUUUGUCAAUAAAUUCAUCGACCCAUCAAUGCUAUCCGCCAUCGAUAAAUUCUAUGGUGUCGUCGGAGAUGGACAAUGUCUGUUCGGGAAAUCGAGUGGCACCAUUUCAACGUAUGGCUGUGAAAAAAUACGUUCCCCAUCAGCAGCAUCAUUUUCAUCAUCAUUCGCACAAUCAUUCGCGAAAUUAUCAUCACUCACAGCAAUAUCCCGGAAGUUUUCUCAAUUCUUAUUUGAAUUCGGAGAAGAGCUGUUGUUCAACGUCGAAUCAAUAUAUGAUGUCAUUACGUUCACCGCAACCAACGAUUCCCGAUAUUUAUAUGUCACUCGAUCGGGCAGCGCGAUGCCACAGAAAUGCUGCUGCACUUUGUGAAGCCACACGCACUUGGAGGGGCGCUUUACCGCCGCGAUCUCAGAAACCAACGGGUUAUUCCCCUAAAGUUUUCGUUGGUGGCGUACCUUGGGAUAUAACCGACUCGAUGUUGGUUGCAGCUUUUCGGCAAUUCGGUUCAAUUCGGAUUGAAUGGCCCGGAAAGGAUCAACCCACGCAGAAGGGAUACGUUUACAUUAUUUUCGAAUCCGAAAAACAGGUCAGGACAUUACUUUCUUGCUGCACACAUGAAUUAGCAAACGGUGGAAGCUACUUCUACAAAAUUUCAUCAAAGAGAAUGAAGUCCAAAGAUGUACAAAUAAUUCCAUGGGGCUUGAAUGAAAGUAACUAUAUUAAAUCGUCGUCCCAAAAACUUGAUCCGCAAAAGACUGUAUUUGUUGGUGCGCUACAUGGAAUGAUGACUGCCUCAGCACUCGCUUUGAUUAUGAACGAUCUCUUUGAUGGAGUUAUUUACGCUGGAAUUGACACAGACAAACACAAGUAUCCAAUAGGAUCGGCACGCGUAACAUUUGACAAUCCUUGCUCGUACAUUAAUGCCGUGUCCGCUGCAUUCAUUGACAUUAAAACAGCGAAAUUCUCAAAGAAGGUUCAAGUCGAUCCCUACAUUGAAGACGCGCUCUGCUCUGUGUGCUCCGUUCAACAAGGACCAUACUUUUGUAGAGAAUUGAUGUGCUUCCGUUACUUCUGUCGUAAUUGUUGGCAAUGGCAACAUUCAACCGAAGGUUUACGAAUGCACGAACCACUGACUCGCAAUUCAAAAAGCAACCAGAUGGUUGGAAUGACACCAAAUUAUGGUUCAUAUACACGAUACUCCAACACCUUCUCAAUGUGAUGUAAACACGAAACGGAAAGAAAAAACACAAGGAUAAGGAAGAAUUUUGUGAUCUCUUAGAAAGUUCAAGUUUUUUGUUUUGACUAGUUAUUUCUCUAGACAUUGCACAGUAGAAUUUAUUUAUAUUUUUUUUAAAUCCGCAUUUUUUCUAUAACAGUGCAUAAAAAGAAAGAAAGUUUCUAAGCUGCAGGCAGCUAGUCUUGACGAGAAAACACAAUAGAUCCUUAGUAAUCGAUUAGUUUACAAAAGAGAGAUUUUUUGUUAUCACUAUUUGUUUCAAAUGAUAUACAAAAAGAUUUAAAGUGAAGAAGUUAAGUCGAUAAUAAUACGUGGAUAAUUUAUCCAUAGAAAUUACGAUCAAAAAAAAAAAAAUUUUUUUAUUAAGCAUUUAUAAACGGGACAGUAUCUCUCGUGGAUUUUUUUCUUUUUUUUUUUACUUGAAAUCGUUGAAAAUGAGAAACGGAGAGUUUGGCAAAUACCACACAAAGUGAUUAGUGGCGGUACUUGUUUAUCAUGCUUCAUUUAAUUAAAUUCAAGAUUCUCUCGAUUAUUGUCUUUUAUAGUGACAAUAUUUUCUUUUUAUCUAAUAAUAAUAAUAAUGAUAAAAUUACAUCGGAUUCUAUAGAAAUCUUAAUUCUCGAUAGUUGUAUUUUUUCUGAAUUACUUAAAAAAAAAAGGAAAGUUAUCGAAAAAGGAGGGAAAAAAAAAUCACUAAAAAAUAUUUAGAAACAAAUUCUGGAAAAUGAAAAAAAAAAGAAACUUGUUUAAUAUAUUAAGAGGAUAUUUUUUUAGAUUUAUAAAAAUUUUCUUGAAAAGAUGUUCGACUACGAGUCGCGUUUUUUUUUUAAUGAUUAUUUGAUGAGAUUUCUUUGAAGCUGGAUAAAGUUUAAACAAAAUAAUUCGUAUUGUCCGUUUUGAGCAGCAAAUUUUUUGUUUAAAAUUUUUUUUCUACAACAGUCCAAUUGGCGUUUAACUACCAAUUUACGUGUUAAUUUUUUUUUUUUUUUUGAAACAUUGAUCUGUUAGCUUUUUUUUACAUUUUGCUAUAUUUGAAAAAGAGGGGGAAAAAAAGAAAUGUACGUUUGGUAGAAAAAUAGACUUGGUUAAUUUAUGAUUAUUAGAUUUAAGUCGCGAGCGAAAAGGGCGGAUUUGUUUAUCGCUUUAAAUUUAUUGGACUGUUUAAUCGUUGACGAAACGGAAGAGUACUAAUGGUCUAUAUAUAUAAAUAUAUAUACGAUUCAUGAGCGGAUUGUAGGAAAUAGAUUAUGUUUUUAUUUUUUGUUACGAUCUUGCGUCUUGUAAUUUGUUUGAAAAAGCCAUAUAUAAUUUCAAAAAUCGAGAUACUUAUAUUUUGAUACAUGAUUUUGUUAAUCGAUAAAGAGAAAGAAAACAUUUAUACUUUUUGCAAAAACAAAAAAAAAAUUCGAUUGUUAAUUUA
Leptopilina heterotoma is the source of this 4078-nucleotide messenger RNA. It is a transcript of the gene orb, whose product is annotated as cytoplasmic polyadenylation element-binding protein 1. Gene Ontology annotation, cellular component: synapse; neuron projection; cytoplasm. Gene Ontology annotation, molecular function: mRNA regulatory element binding translation repressor activity; ribosome binding; translation factor activity, RNA binding. The coding region runs from base 388 to 2640 and encodes 750 amino acids. Gene Ontology annotation, biological process: negative regulation of cytoplasmic translation. The record is from RefSeq and is a predicted model, not a curated record. NCBI's taxonomy places the organism in Eukaryota, Metazoa, Arthropoda, Insecta, Hymenoptera, Figitidae. The transcript has 12 exons.